CAGAACAGUCUAAUUUUGCAAUUGUGAGCCAAGCAAGCAUGAGGAUAAAACUAGUUCAAUCAAGAUUUGCACCAUUUGAGCAAUUUAUACCAAUGUAAGCAAGUCCAAUAGGACAAUACACUAGUUAAGCUUGCUUCACUCACUCUAUCCCCAUUCAGGAAACCAGUAGAAAGCAAUCGAGGUUUGGCAUCUAAAUCUGAUAUCAGUGUCUUCUGUUUACGGUUACUAUAACUACUGCAGUCGAAGCUGUUGGCUGUAGGCUGUGCACUGCUGUACAAAUCUAUGCAUGUGUAAGCUUACAUUAAUCAGAUUGAGUUCUACAGUCAAACUUGAGGGCAAUGUCUGCAGAAAUACCCCGAAACCGAAGCGCGGUAGAAACCAGUUUGAAUCCGAAGACAGGCUUUCCGGGGAGCCUUCAAUCUGCCUGCUCUGUUGUCCAGCAUCAUGAAAGAAACCAGCUACCUCUAGUGAGUGAAUCUGAAGUUGGUUUCCCGUCUCGGUCUGUGAAUCAGGAGACGAUUAAAGAACAGCAGAGAUCUGAAAUGGGCAGAGCCGCCUGCCAGCCUGGCCAACAUAUGAUGUCUCAAAGAUCCCCUCUGGAGAAGCCAGGGCAAAAUGACAAAACGAUCCUUCAGCUUCAAGUGAAGCAGUUGCAGAGGGUUUUACAGGAACAGAAUGCAUUGCUCUCUCUUAUCAGUCCAGGACAGAUUUUAUCUCCCGCAUUCUUAGGGCACUGGCAAGUCCAGACACCUCUGAGCUAUUCAGAAGCCGAUCCCUUAGACUCUGAUGCCUUCAAAAUAAACUCAUCCAAAGCCACAUAUUCCGCUGCGAUUAAGAAAGAGCCAGAGACUCUGACAUCUAAUCACAAUAUUGAUGUUGCACCAUCAGCAGAGUUCAAACGCUUGUCUCCUAUUAAAGAAGAGUCUUUAGAACCUGUACAAGAAAACUGUCCUCUUAGCCCUUUUGGAUCGAGGCAAGGUCUCCCACCAAAUCCUGAGGAAAGGCCUAUUCGACCAGGGCUGAGAGAGGAGCAAAAAACUUUUGAAGAUUUUGUUGAAGAACAUCUCAAAACAGACCAAGCUAUUCUCCGACAUGAGUUUGAGACUAAUGCUCAAAUCAGAGGAGCAGAGAAGAGGAGUUUCCUUCGUAAAGGAGAAGGAACAUCUAGAACAUCAAAGGGUAAGGACUGCUCACAAAAACUCCAGAGGAGACGUUCUGUUAGUCCACGAAGGAAACAGACAAUAUAUCCUGCUGAAUUUCAGCAAAAAGAGAUACCAAAUAGGAGCAGUCCUGGACUUAAGGGUGUAGGAAACUUCUGUGACAAAAGAUCUUCUGUGGAAGACCCUCUAAAGAAGACCGCUGCUCUACAGGGUGAUGAUUUAUCAUCAUACACCAAAGGGAAAGUUAAAGCUUUGCCUGCUAAUAAAAAUGUAGUCUCACUUAAAAGUAAGCACAGUGUAGGGCUCUUGAGGAAUUACGAUAAAACCAAUGGAAGCAAGCCAAGUGGGUCUGCUCUAGCACAAAUCAAAGAAAGUGUUGGCUUUAAAAAGAUUAAUGACCACAUUGUCAAAAUCCCUGAGAAAAAUUGUCUUGCUACAAAUGACCGUUUGCACAGUCGGAUUGGAUAUCUAUGUAAAGACGUCAAUUUAACUGACGAGGUGAUGGAGUCACUGGCUCUUAGCGAUUCUCAUGACAGCACCAGCAGUGAAGAUGGACCCAACUCUCUCAAGUCUCACCAGCCGUUACCUCAUUACCUCACAAAGCACGCGGAUCACAAAGAUCAGAGUCUGGAUUUAUCAGAUGGCGACUACGCUAGCGACGCCCCAAGUGAGAUUCAAUUCGAUGAAGAACAUCGCACUUCUUCUCCCACAUCCAGUUCUUCAAGCUUUAGCAGUGAUUCUGAACUUAAGUGCUUAGAAGGGUCUAUGAACUGCUCUAAAAAAACGCACGAAAGGGGGGCUGACAGUGACUUUAGACAAACUUCUACUUCUGAGCUCCUCACAAUGGAGUUCCCAAAAAACAAAGUCACUCCAGAAGACACCACUCAUGGCAUGGGACAAGAGCAACCAGAUACUCCAAUCAGGGAAGACACGGAAGAGCAUGGUUUUAAUGGUGAGGAUGGCUGCAGAUCUUUGCUCAUGCAUAAGAAAGAACUUCAUGAACCUCAGGAUCUGAGCCUGCAGAUCUCAUCUUUAAAGCAGCAGUUAAUGGAAAGGGAGUCUCACUGGUCACAGACCAACAGUCUCCUCCAGAGCCGUGUUGAAGCCCUCACCCAAGAAAACAAGGAGCUUCAGAGCAGGCUCAAUGUUCACAACAGAUCCCACCAGAGUGCUGGUUCCUCAGCUCUACAGUCUGGAUCAUGCAGCACAUUUGAGCAGGAAAACGAAGAACCACGGUGGACCCAUCAUGUAAGGAGCUCAACUCCAGCCUUUAACAAAUCCAUCCAUAGGACACAACAGGGCAAUGCAAAUGGACAUUCUGUUGCUAAAGCUAACAGGCUAACAGAGUGCACGGAUAACUUUUUCAGAAAGAAUCCUGCACUUUCCAUUGACAGUCCACAGAACAAUGCCAUGAUUACACAAAGCGGAAAGGGAAGUUUGUUGUAUCAUCAUACCGACUGCAAUAAUACACAAACGGCUUCCCAGGCCAGAAAAAACAAAGUACGGGAGGAAACCCGCUAUCCGGAUGGAAGGGUUGAACGUCUUUUUUGGAGUGGAUGUCGUGUGAUCACAUUCCGCAACGGGACGAAGAAAGAGAUUGGUGUUGAUCAAUCGGUCACUGUUACGUUCUUCAAUGGAGACGUUAAGCGUAUGCUGGCUGACGGGACUGUGAUAUACUACUAUAAUGAUGCUCGAACAACGCACUCAACUUAUCCAUCUGGGUUGGAGGUUGUGCAGUUUCCAAACAACCAAAGAGAAAAACACCAUCCUGAUGGGACAAGGGAGAUAUCCUUCCCGGAUGGCACGGUCAAGAUUCUCCACUCCGAUGGUCGAGAGGAGAGCAUUUUUCCAGACGGAACCGUUGUCAAGAUAUCACAACAUGGGGAAAAGGUAGUGGAGUUUACUAAUGGGCAGAGAGAGAUUCACACUUCACAGUACAAGCGGAGGACGUACCCGGAUGGAACCGUUAAAACUGUCUACACAAAUGGGAGGCAGGAAACAAAGUUCUCAUCCGGGAGGGUUCGCAUUAAGAACAACGAAGGCCUCGUUAUAAUGGACAAAAAAUGAACCGCUUUUCUUUACGUCGACAAAGAAUUUAAGAACUAUUCUUAUGCAUAUUUAACCGACCUCGUUUUUGGAGUCUCAAGUACUUUAUUAAUUUAUUGUUUGGAUGAACGAAGUCUGUUUAUUUUUACGUGUACUGUCAGCAGGCGUCUUGUAUCGCUAAGAGGUCCUCUCAGCACGAACACAUCUGAUACAGUGUGCAGGUGAAGACUUGUGACCCUCUGACCUAGCGCUGACAUUGUACUACAUUGCAACACUCUGGUUUCAGUUGAGGAACAUUCCUGUAAUAGUAAGAGAGAGCUGGUAACAUUGUCGAUAACUUAAUACCUGGAAACGGUUAUUUAUAGAGUUCAGUCCAUCUACAUCUACAAGUAGACGUGCAUUAUUUAAUAAAACGUCAUUUUAAUCAGUUGUCA
Molecule: messenger RNA, 3640 nt
Organism: Puntigrus tetrazona (Sumatra barb)
Lineage: Eukaryota; Metazoa; Chordata; Actinopteri; Cypriniformes; Cyprinidae
Product: centromere protein J
Exons: 17
Coding region: 339-3227 (962 amino acids)
Biological process (GO): cilium assembly; centriole elongation
Cellular component (GO): nucleus; centrosome; centriole
Molecular function (GO): tubulin binding
Source: RefSeq, a predicted model, not a curated record